Molecule: messenger RNA, 1146 nt
Organism: Papilio xuthus (Asian swallowtail)
Lineage: Eukaryota; Metazoa; Arthropoda; Insecta; Lepidoptera; Papilionidae
Exons: 2
Coding region: 303-1103 (266 amino acids)
Biological process (GO): proteolysis
Molecular function (GO): aspartic-type endopeptidase activity
Source: RefSeq, a predicted model, not a curated record
UUAGAAAAUGAAGUUGAGGCACAGGCCAGAUGUAAUCUUGCCAAGUCUUCUUUUUGUAACACGUUUCAAAAACAGGUUAUUCCGACGACGGCGUGUUUCGUGACGAAGCAGGACCAGAAUGAUAGAGAAGGUAAGGUGAUAGUCUGUUUUUUCUGCGACAAAAGUCAUAACACACUAGAGUGCAGCAAAGCAGAUAAGCUGUCACUGGAAGAAAAGAAAAAUGCAUUAAGGAAAAAGGUGGGUGUUACAUAUGUUUAAAGAAAGGACAUCUCGCCAAGUAUUGUAAAGCAUUUAUUAGAUGUAUGUAUUGUAGUAAGAGACAUGUUGUUAUGUUAUGUCCAAAGCUCCACGCACAACCGAAGAUCUGUGAGCAGAACACAACAGAAAAACAUUGUGAAAACAAUAAGGAAGUAAACAAUAGUUUCAUAAGUAAUGACAUAACUACCUUGUUACAGACGCUAGUAGUCAAAGUUUCUAAUGGUAAACAAGAGAAGAAAAUAAGAAUACUUCUAGAUUCUGGUUCACAGAGGACGUAUAUAAAGAGGGAGCUGGCAGAAGAUCUUGGACUUCAGGUAACAGGCAACGAGAACCUCAGCCACUCGCUAUUUAGCGGUGUGAAGAAACCAGCAAAAAUACAUAAAGUCUUCAAGUUUAGAGUAAGUAGUUUAGAUGAUAAGUUUCAUACUACUAUGACAGCAUUAGAACAAGAUGUGCUUUGCGGAAGUUUACCCAAAGUGCAAGACCCAAAGCUGAUAGAAAACUUGAGAAGGCAUCAGAUCUCGUUAACUGACGCAGCGGAAAGUAUCAAAGAUAUUAGUAUAUUAAUUGGAUCGGAUCAAUUAGGUUGCAUUAUUAAAGAAAACUUCAUUCGGUUAGAUGACAAUUUAGUAGCAAUACCAACAAAACUGGGGUGGACACUACAAGGCCCAGUUCAAGGAAGUAAAUUGGAAAGAGUUAGAAGAAGAAACAAGCUCUUACAAUAUCCAAUGGAAGUUUUCAGCUCCAGCAGCUCCCUGGUGGGGAGGGUGGUGGGAGCGAAUGAUAAGGGAGAGAUGGGUGUACAAGAACAGCUAGAGUUAAAACAGCUUCAGGAGAAAAGGUGAGACCAUAUCAAAGAUUAUUUCCUCUUGAAGUCUCAGCAGCCUC